GCGGUAGAGAGGGCUUUGCGCCGUUUUAAAUAAUUCGCAACGGCCCUGCAAAAGGAACAGGCCGAUUGUUCCCUCGAUUCCCUCCCGCCGACCUCUGUCCCCGACUAACUGAGCCAAUUGGACAUCCCCGGAAUCCUCGUCCUCGUCCCCUUCGGUCCAUUCCGAUUUCGCCCUUCUCUCCGUGUUUUUUUGCGCGAAGCCACAAUCCCGCAACUCAGCCCAUCAUGCUCCGAUCCGUCGCGGGACGCGCUGCGACCUCGGGCCUUGUGAAGGCGGCGCUGCCUCGGGCGGCCACCAGAGCUUCGGCCCUCACAUGCCAGGCGGCUUCCCCGCAGCAGCAGCUCCAGCUACGACUCCAAGCCUCCGGCGGCUUGCGACUUGCCAGAGCCAUCCACAGCACUUCCUCCAGAAUGUCCGCCACACGAACCGAGAGCGACGCCUUUGGCGAGGUCCAGGUCGCCGCCGACCGCUACUGGGGCGCCCAGACCGAGCGGUCCCUCGAGAACUUCAAGAUCAACCAGCCGCAAGACCGCAUGCCCCCGCCCAUCGUCAAGGCUUUUGGUAUCCUCAAGGGCGCCGCCGCCACGGUGAACAUGCGAUAUGGCCUCGACCCCAAGAUUGGCGCUGCUAUCCAGGAGGCUGCCAAGGAGGUCGCCGACGGCAAGCUCCUCGACCACUUCCCCCUCGUCGUGUGGCAGACUGGCUCCGGUACCCAGUCCAACAUGAACGCCAACGAGGUUAUCUCUAACCGCGCCAUUGAGAUCCUCGGCGGCACCAUGGGCUCCAAGAAGCCCGUCCACCCCAACGACCACGUCAACCGCAGUGCCUCGUCCAACGACACCUUCCCCACCGUCAUGCACAUCGCUGCCGUCCUCGACAUCGAGGGCGAGCUCCUCCCCUCGCUGCGCUCGCUCCGCACCGCCCUCCAGGCCAAGGUCGACGACUUCGAGGCCAAGAAGAUCAUCAAGAUCGGCCGCACCCAUCUCCAGGACGCCACCCCCCUCACCCUCGCCCAGGAGUUCUCCGGCUACGUCGCCCAGCUCGACUUCAGCAUCAAGCGCGUUGAGAGCUCCCUGCCCGACCUACGCCUGCUCGCCCAGGGCGGCACCGCUGUCGGUACCGGUAUUAACACCUUCGAGGGUUUCGCCGAGGCUAUUGCCGAGGAGGUCACCAAGAUGACCGGCACAGAGUUCAAGACUGCCCCCAACAAGUUCGAGGCGCUCGCCGCCCACGACGCCAUCGUCCAGGCCCACGGCUCCCUUAACACCCUCGCUACCUCUCUUUCCAAGAUCGCUCAGGAUAUCCGCUACCUUGGCAGUGGUCCCCGCUGCGGCCUCGGUGAGCUCAGCCUACCUGAGAACGAGCCCGGUUCCAGUAUUAUGCCUGGCAAGGUCAACCCCACCCAGUGUGAGGCCCUCACUAUGGUCUGCGCCCAGGUUAUGGGUAAUAAUGUCGCCACCACUAUUGGCGGCAUGAAUGGCCAGUUCGAGCUUAACGUCUACAAGCCCCUCGUCAUUCGCAACCUUCUCCACAGCUCCCGCCUGCUCACUGACGGCAUGGCCUCAUUUGAGAAGAACCUGGUUGUCGGCCUCCAGGCGAACGAGGAUAAGAUUGCCAGCAUCAUGAAGGAGUCCCUCAUGCUAGUCACCUGCCUCAACCCCAAGAUCGGCUACGAUAUGGCUAGCAAGGUCGCCAAGAACGCUCACAAGAAGGGUCUGACACUCAAGGAGAGCGCCCUCGAGCUUGACGCUCUGACCGAGGAGGAGUUUGACACCCUCGUCAAGCCCGAGCUGAUGGUCGGCCCCUCACCCUACAAGGGUUAACAUGACCUGCUAAACCUAGACGGAUGCGAGCUCUCGAGAGGGCCGGUCAGUCCUGUAUCAAUUAGUCUAUAAAAUGCCCCCUGCUAGAUAACCGAGCCGAGCAAAGCAAACUCUAUUUGGCUUGCUCGCGCGGUCUGGGAAAGCGAAACUAGAUACCUACUCAAACAGUUUAAAAAGAACAUUGAUC
Messenger RNA from Ilyonectria robusta, 2010 nucleotides. Its product is annotated as L-Aspartase-like protein. Lineage: Eukaryota; Fungi; Ascomycota; Sordariomycetes; Hypocreales; Nectriaceae. The record is from RefSeq and is a predicted model, not a curated record. The transcript has 3 exons. Bases 225 to 1823 code for a protein of 532 amino acids. Gene Ontology annotation, cellular component: tricarboxylic acid cycle heteromeric enzyme complex; mitochondrion. Gene Ontology annotation, molecular function: fumarate hydratase activity. Gene Ontology annotation, biological process: tricarboxylic acid cycle; malate metabolic process; fumarate metabolic process.